UUUCACUCAAGUGUGUCCUACUUCAAGUUCUCCGACUCUGAGCUUAAGUUUAAUUUUUCAGAAUGAUAUUUUAUAUUAUUUUAAUAACUGUAGCAGCAGGUUUAUCAGCUGCACAAGAGAAUCCUCUAAAAUGCUCAGGAUUAGAGUUCGUAACUUGCGCUUUUCUCGUGGAUCAGGAUAAAGUUGGAGGAACUGGUAUGGAAGAAAAUGAAGAACUCCUGGAUAGAAAAUGCGAGAAAGCGAAACCAAUUCUAAAAUGUCUGAACGAUUUUGCGGAAAACUGCCCUACUACAUCAUUGAACCAUAUUAUGCAGUUUUUCAAAGAUCAGUAUGCCACAAUAUCUAAAAUUUGCGACAAGAAUGAUGACCUUAGAAAGAGGUACUUAGCAAAUGCCAAAUGUUUAAAUAAACACAGAGGAAAGACGGAAAGUAAAUGUGGAGUUUUAUUAGAGUUUGAUGAAGCGGAAAGACUUACAAAGGAGCAUUGUGUAUCUCAAGAAAGAACUUUCAAAUGCACGUUUGAAGAAAGCCAAACAACUUGCGGUAAACAAGCUUUCUCUUUGUUAAACGAAAUCUUGUCACCAGUUACGAAGCUAUUGAAAACGAUCUGCAGUGAUUUCCAGUUCUUACACUUAAAUAUGUUACCGCAGUUCCAAAGUAUGUCUUUUGCUCUAUAUUAAGGAGAAGCAAACAUCCCAUAAUUGAAUAAAAGCAUAACAUUUCCUAA
Messenger RNA from Stegodyphus dumicola, 727 nucleotides. RefSeq lists its product as uncharacterized. The record is from RefSeq and is a predicted model, not a curated record. NCBI's taxonomy places the organism in Eukaryota, Metazoa, Arthropoda, Arachnida, Araneae, Eresidae.